Messenger RNA from Scophthalmus maximus (turbot), 8763 nucleotides. RefSeq names its product protein crumbs homolog 1-like. The record is from RefSeq and is a predicted model, not a curated record. The transcript has 13 exons. Gene Ontology annotation, biological process: heterophilic cell-cell adhesion; establishment or maintenance of epithelial cell apical/basal polarity. Bases 188 to 4579 code for a protein of 1463 amino acids. Gene Ontology annotation, cellular component: plasma membrane; protein-containing complex. Lineage: Eukaryota; Metazoa; Chordata; Actinopteri; Pleuronectiformes; Scophthalmidae. Gene Ontology annotation, molecular function: calcium ion binding.
CCAGAGAGACGCACUCGCUCUCCAAAAACACACAUUCACACACAGGCACUCAGACACUGGGUCCCAGCGGUCCGGCAUGGAGGUGCCAGGAUCAGCCUGGAUGGAGCUCUGCAGUGUGCUGGAUGGAGAGCCUGUGGACUGACGCCCUGUUCUGCAUUGACUGGAAACCUCAGCAGACUGCUUCACCAUGGAGUUUGGAAGAGUUUGGUCCAGAUAUCAGAGGACAGUGCUGAUUACCGUGAUGAUGUUCAAACUGGGUCUUCUAUGCACAGUGGCAGCAGACAAGUGUCUCCCAUCUCCAUGCAACAAUGGUGCCACAUGUCUUGACCACCUGCAUGACUAUGUGUGCCUGUGCCCCAAAGGACCAGUGUGGUACAUGGGCAAAAACUGCGAUGAGCUCUAUGAUGCCUGUAUCAUGGCACCUUGUAACAACUGUACCAGCAGGCCAGGGACUGGUGAGUUCACCUGCCACUGUCCGGACGGCUUCACAGGGCUCAACUGCACUGAGGAUGUAGAUGAAUGUCACAGCAAGCCCUGCAAUGGCACCAAGUCCUACUGUAUCAAUGGGAUCAAAGGAUAUUCUUGCCACUGUCCCCCUGGAUUCGGAGGCAAGGACUGCCAGAUUAAUGUGACCACUUGCUCAGAGGGAACAUGCCAGAAUGGUGGCACCUGUGUGGACAUCCCUGACACCGGGCACCAGUGCCAGUGUGCUGCUGGGUACCAGGGGACAAACUGUGAGGAGAACACAGAUGAAUGCCUGUCCGAGCCAUGUCAGAACGGAGCCAUUUGUAAAGACGGGGUUAAUGCCUACCAGUGUUUCUGUGUGCCUGGAUUUCAAGGGUACCACUGUGAUUUGGACAUCAAUGAGUGUGCCUCCCUGCCCUGUCAAAACAACAGCACAUGUCUGGAUGAAGUAGAUCAUUACACAUGUACCUGUGGUCCUGGCUUCAAAGGGAUUAACUGCGAGGUGGAGAUUGAUGAGUGUGAGGUGCACCCCUGCCAGAAUGGCGCCACCUGCCGGGACUACAUUGCCACAUACAGGUGUGAGUGUAUGGCCGGAUUCCAGGGCCAAGACUGCGAGGUCAAUAUUGAUGAGUGUCUCAACACACCCUGUCUGAAUGAGGGCAAGUGCAUAGACGGGGUCAACAGCUAUGAAUGUGACUGUGAGUGGACGGGCUUUGUCGGCAACCACUGUGAAGACGAUAUUCUUGAAUGUGCUUCUGACCCCUGCAAACAUGGAGCCACCUGUCUGGAGGGAAUCAACCAGUACAAAUGCCUUUGCUGGCCAGGUUAUGAGGGAGAGAACUGCCAGGUGGAUAUAGACGAGUGUGAGCAGCUUCCCUGUGAGAAUAGUGGCAAAUGUUUCCAGCGUUCAGAUGCCCAGAACUACGGGAUGCUGCCUGAACUCGGCACGACGCCCCUCACAUAUGAAGGGGCAGCUGGCUUCAUCUGCCACUGUCUGCCUGGUUUCACUGGAGACAACUGCUCGGUCAACGUGGACGAGUGUGAGUCUGCUCCUUGUCAGCAUGGAGGACACUGCCUGGAUCUGGUCAACUCUUAUCAAUGUGCGUGUCCAGACGGCUUCACAGGCGUACACUGUGAGGUGGACAUCAACGAGUGUGACAGUUAUCCCUGCCAGAAUGGCGCCACGUGCGAAGAUGCUGCCAACUCCUAUAGGUGUUACUGCCCGAUGCCAGAGCCUGGCCAGGAACCCUGGGGUGGGCGAGACUGUGACGUCCGCCUGGUUGGCUGCCAACAGCACCAGUGUCAACACAAAGCAGGUUGUGACCCAAUGUUGACUGAUGAUGGAGAGCACAGCUACACCUGCCUGUGUCCGCCCGGCUGGAACGGAGAACGCUGCAACACCUCAACCACCUUCUCCUUCAACAUGGAGGGCUACAUCCACAUGCAGCUGCCAAUUUCUGAAAACAGGACUAGGCGAGAGACUGAAGACCAUAAUCACGGGCUGCACAUGCAGCUCAGAUUCAAGAGCACUCUGCCUGACAUGGUGCUGUACUACCGGGGCACCAUGGAGCGAUUUGUCUCCUUGGAGCUACUUAGUGGCUCCCUCCAGGCCAGGGUGAAGUCAGGGAAGGUGUUGCAUGUCAUUUACCCUGGUCAAGUCAAUAAUGGAGACUGGCACCAGGUCUCUGUGACCAUGGAUGAGAGGCUGGUCCUCACUGUAAAAGGACUUGGCUGUGAGGAAGGGUGCCAGGUGAAGAAUGAAGGCCACAACCAUCUGAUCUUUCUUCAGCCCAGCUCGUUUCAACAGCUGUAUGUAGGAGGGGCACCGCAGGAAUAUUUAGGCCGGACGUCCAGUGGUAGGGGGUUCAUUGGCUGUAUGGAGGACCUCUAUGUUGACCAUAAGCUGCUUCUGCCUCAGGAUCUCAUCAGAGAGGAGAACCAGGGUCUGGAACUGGGAUGCACCAAAAAAGACUGGUGUCAGGAUGACCCAUGCAUGCAGCGUGGGCAGUGCGCGGACAUGUGGGUUCAUGCCAGAUGUCAGUGUCACCGUCCCUACUAUGGAGAGAGCUGUGAGAAAGAGUACCCAUCGUGGACUUUUGGCCAUGAGAACACCACCAGCUACUCUGCCUUCAAUAUCUCAGAAACCCAUGGAGAAAACUUCACUGUUUCCUUUUUAAUGCGCUCCCUCAAACACAAUGGCCUGCUCCUGCAGUUCAGACGAGAGGGAAAGCCAUACCUGACGAUCUAUUUGAAGGAAGGCACUGUUGCUAUCUACAGCCCUCACACAACACUGCUGACAGAGGCUAAGUUUGUCACUAAUGGCAGCAAUAAUUUGGUGACUGUUAAGGUACACCAUGGCCAUGUCGUCUUCCCCAGAGCGGGAAACCAUCGUGCCUUAGGGAAUGUGAGCAUAGAGGCAGGGGAUGUUGUGUAUGUUGGGGGUCUCCCAGUGAGCAAGAGCAUGAACGCCUGGGGUGGAAACUUCAAAGGGUGCAUGCAGGACAUUCGGCUGGACCACAAGCAUCUGACUACUGAGGAUCAUCCAGAGAAGAUGGAGGUUUACCAGGCAAGCACAGAGGAGAACAUGCUGCCAGGAUGCCAAAGUGAUGACACAUGCAAGGAUGAGCCCUGUUCCAAUGGUGGACAGUGUCAGGUCACGUGGAAUGACUUCAAGUGUGAAUGUUCCAUCAGCUACUCAGGCCGGCUGUGUGAGACACGUCUAUGGUGCAUCGACAACCCUUGUUUUGAUGCAGUGCGCUGUGUGGACCUACAGGAUGGUUAUGAGUGUUUGACUGAAGCCAUUUUCCAGGACAACUCUCUCCAGUAUGUUGCCAACAGUUCCCUGCUGACCCCUGUAACUAACAUCACAAUGGAUAUACGAACGCGAGAUGAGAAUGGGAUCUUGUUGCGGGCCACCAGUAGCGCCGAGGUCUUCUGCCUGGCUCUGCUCAACUCUUCUCUGCUGGUCAAGCUGGACAGCGGCGAGAGUGCAGAGCUGCUGGCCUUUACAAGUGACAGGAUCAUCGCAGACGGAGCGUGGCACCACAUCCAGCUGACCAUGGUCGACCCCACACAAUCAGCAUCCCGCUGGCGCCUUACUGUAGAUGGAGAAAGAGUAGGUGGCAGCUUCGGCGUUGGCGGCAACCUCAACUUCCUAAAUGAUACGAUAAUCUGGCUGGCUGAGAAAUACACUGGAUGUUUAGGGGAAGUGAGAAUGGGUGGAAUCUACCUGCCACUCAUUAAUGUACCAGAUGCCCCACAGAUGAGCCGCUUCUCCAGACUGGGUGGCCAUGAGCCAACAAUAGGAUGCCAGGGUGCACCAAUAUGUGAUUCCCAGCCCUGCCUCAACCAGGGUGAGUGUCAGGAUCAGUUUUUUGAGUUUAACUGCAGCUGCAGUGCAGGAUGGGAGGGGAAGCUGUGUGAGACAGAGAUAAACGAGUGCUCUUCGGGUCCCUGUGUCUACGGCACAUGUAAAGACCUCCUGGCAGACUACCAGUGUGACUGUGAGCCUGGAUACAAAGGGAAGGACUGUCAAGAGGAGGUGGAUAAUUGUCUGGAGUUCGGCUGUGUGAAUGGAGGAACCUGCGUGGAAAAUGUGGGAAUUCACACGUGUUCCUGUCCUCAUGGCUUUGUCGGAAAGCGCUGCCAGUGGCGUUUCCCUCCAGUGACAUGUGAUGCAAACACAAAAUGUCUUAAUGGAGGGGUUUGUAUAGGAGGCGACUCGGGAGGGAACUGCACCUGCAGGCCGGGAUACACUGGAGACAGGUGCGAGACAGAAAUAGACGAGUGUGAGUCCAGCCCUUGUCUCAACGGUGCCACCUGUCUGGACAGACUCAACCACUUCAAGUGUGUGUGUGUGCCGGGCUUCAGCGGCACGCUGUGCGAGAGCAAUAAAGAGGAGCAUAUGGAGCGAGUUCCCUGGCUGGUGGUGACCAUCCCUCUGACCACCCUGUGUGUGUUACUGGCCAUCCUGGUGGUGUUUUUCCUCAUCAUGACGGCGCGGAAGAAGCGCCAGUCGGAGGGCACGUACAGCCCCAGCUCACAGGAGGUAGCAGGUGCCAGGCUGGAGAUGGGCAGCGUCCUCAAAGUGCCCCCAGAAGAGAGGCUGAUCUGAGUCCUGCAGUUCUGCCUCGCAGCCUUACAUCCAGUGGAUGUAGUGUGUCUACAGUAUCUAAAGGGCCUAGAGAACAUGUGCUCUGCAGUGUCAAACUGCUGGGCUCUCCUGCCCUACAGGAAAAAAAGAUGGAGGAUAAGUCAACGAUCCUCCGUCUGGGAAAACUACUGAUGUUGAAGCCUCAGAGGUGGACAGGUAAAGGCCAGAGGUUAGAGAGGGGCAGUCGGCUCAUUACUCAAUCUGUCCUGUCAGGGGCGGUGUGGAUGUCCCCUUGUAAGGUUAAGUGUUGAAGACAAUCUCAAGCUUGAUUCACAUGGGACCAAAGGCCAACAAGGAGCACAUGUACUAAAGGAAUGCCCCAAACCUGUGGGUACUGAGAAGUGUAUUCACACAGACUGGUUCAGCAAAGCAAAACCUUAUUUGAAUUGAAAACCUUCCUCUGCAGAUUCCACAUCUGACUCUGUUUAGCAUGACAGGGGAAAGAGGAAUGUGUAGAUGGAGGAAAAAUACAUCUGAAACAAAUUACAUUUAAAUCUGCAUGAGAAUAGAGUUUAAAAUAAAGUUAAGCAUACAUAUUAUCAGGGGAACCCUUUCUUACAUGCUUGCUGUAAUAGUAUAACUUGCAUAUACAAGGAGACAUAAAUUAAUUUGAAUGCAGGGUUUAUCUCGUUAGAGGUCCCUUGUUCAUGAUACUCCUGCAUUUGUUCAACUCUGAUGCCAUAAUCGGCUCUGCCACUUGAUUUUUAUCUCUUUUGAAGGCAAAUUUGUUAUUUCAGCUCUUUUGUCUGAUUGGAUUAACUUUUCCUUUGCUGAAUCAGAUUUUUCUUUUUAAAUUUACAAUCUUGUCUCAACCACUGGUUUUCAAUAAUACUCGUUAGUGGGAGGAGAGCAUCCUCAGGUUGAAUGCAGUUGUCUUCCAUCAUGUGUCUGCAGGCUGUCAUUCCCCCAGACCCCACCAGCCUCUGCUACGAGUAGCCUCCUCCUUAUCAACCUGCUGCUGCAGUCUGCACUGUGAAUGGAAAGAUGCAAACCGUGAGGAACUCUCCUGAAUGUGCAGAUUUCUGUAGAUUCUGCAGGCGUCAAGAAAUGUUGUUGCUGUAUUACAUUGUCAGUGUGCACUGUAUGGAUAACAGGUUAACCCCUUUACCCAUUUCUGUUACAGAGUGAAAUUCUGAAUCUUUUAUCCAUAUCUUUGUGUUGAGUAGAAGGUGUUGCUGCAGUUUGUCACUGUAUUUUUAUUUUUCAUCUUCAAUGUAAACAGUAUUUCAUUGUAGAGAUCUUAUUUUUGUGGUCACAGUAGGUCACAUCAGUAUUUGUGGAAAAUAAUAACUUCAGACUGUGUCAGAAACAAAAAAGCGAGAAAGAACGUCUCCUUGGAUUAUAAUUGAUUUAAAGAAAUACUUAAAUAUCAUUUGGAAAUAGGGUUUUUCAGUUCUGUCCAGGGGUGAAUCAAUCUCUAUGUGUGAAACAUGGAGCCGCAGGCAAAUACAGUUAGCCUGGCUCUGUUCAGAGUAAAAACAUACACCUAUCUAUUGAAUUGAAUUGAAUUUCAUUCGUAUAGCCGCAAAUCACAGCAUACAUUAUCCCAAGGCACUUUACAUAGUACGUCGAGACCUUACAAUAUUACAGAGAAACCCAACAGUUGAAUAUCAGUCAGUAAACACAUUUGAGCUGUUUCAUCCGCACACAAACAGAAAUGUAAAAUUACUGUUUGUAAUUAAAGAACGACUCUGGUGACUGUGCAGUGAGGUUGUAAGGGACUUAAACUAAAACCAGAAAGUAUUUUUUUCACAUUUCUGUUGAUGCACAGAUAAAACAAACCAUAUCCAAAAUGUUACCUGGUGAACUUUACAGGUGCUUGCAGGCAUAUUAUUUAUGAAAGUCACAAUUGACAACUGAAUAUGAAUGAGUAAAACACUGGUUAAUGUAGUAUUGUUGGUAUUCGUAUUAUUGUCUUUUUAAAAAGGAGGAUUUUGAACAUGAUCUGUGGAGUCACAUUUACUGUGGGGUUGGCAACACUGUCCACACACUUCACCUGUUUUAUUUUUGAAGGCUCUUAGUUCCAAUGAAAACAAAUCUUAGUGCUACAGCUUACAGUAAGAUGUUAGAAAAUAUAGUUCUUCCAUCUACAGUACAUGACACCACAUUGUAUUUGUCCUAUCCCUUUGUCUGCAUGACACAAAGCCAGGUGCUAAAAGAAUUGUGUUCUUCCCAGUUUGCCUGACCUCAACCACACAGACUGUGAGUGAGACCUCAUCAGCCAACAUCAGUGUGCAGCUUCACUAGAAUGGGAGGGAAUCCCUGCUGCAGCUGGUGGAAAGGCUGAACUGUGAACAGUGACGGUUGUAUAGCUACACAUACCUGCCCAUGAGUUAAAAUGUGUAGAAUGAUCCUGUGUCCACAUACAUCUGACCAUGACGUAUACCUUUAAUGAGGGUGAAAAGAGUUCUAUAUCUAUUAGAGGACAUGCUUCAGUGAAACAUCUACCUAUUGCAGAAGGCAACAUGUUUUAUGUUUCAUUGUAAAUGCAGAAAUUAGAUGAAUAAUGAAAAGAAAGUAAAUACAACACAAGUCUGACCAAUGUAAGCAUAAAGGGUAAAUGUACCAUUAUAAAAAGUGGCCUCUUUAUGAAUACAUAAAGUACAGUUAAAUUAAAUUCUCAAAACAGUCAAUAUGACUAGCAAAGAGAACCAGGUCUUCAGUUCAUAUCCCCUGUCAACAAAAACUCACAAGUUCCUCCAUGUUUACUUGGUGUCAGUGUUACGUUCAUUAUGUCAGGCUUUUGCCCCAGAGCGAUGUUGAACUACAAUGAAAGGAACUCAGAACACAUGAUUUAAGGAAAAAAUGUUGCAGCCCUCUGUUUAUAUGCAGGAUUAUAAUUUGACGGCAGUUUAACAUCUAUCUGGAGAACAGCAAAGAAAAACAAAUGGAAAUAAAGCAACACUAUGUAACCUUUGAUGAGCAUCAGUAGCCUCUGCCACUACAUGUGGUACUUCAUUCUGAGCAUGAGCAGCUUAUCAGUUUUCAUGUACAGAAAACAAAGCCAUCCGUCUCUUGACCGGAGACCCGACUGCAUCGUCCCACACACUGAACUGAAAAGAAUGGCAUGGAUUCCUCAUGAUCCCUGGCUUCCUGAUGUGGAAGUACUGUUGCUGUGACAAGGCCAAUUCCAUCCCAUUCAAUGUUGUUUUUUUCUUUUUACCCAGCUGAGAUUUUAUAUGUUUGUGGUUCACACUCAACCAUUAUUUAUUACUGGCUUUUAUAUAAGAAUUUACUUUCUGUCAAUUCCAAAUCUCUGUAGGUCAUAAGGUCAAGGGACUGUGAGAGAUAAUAUUUCGAUACAAAUGGGUGUGGUCAAACUCAGUAAACUGUUAUUUCCCAAUUUUCCACACUGCGGUUGCGUCUCCCACUAUGUCUGUGAGGAUGCAGGUCAGAAAUCACUUAAUGCUCCUUUAAAAUGAGUGUUUGUAUGAAUGUACAGUAUGUGCAUGGUGAGUCGUAUGUGCCUUCAUGCUCUUCUGCAUCAAUGAAACCCAUUUUCAGACGGAUUCAAGCCUUUGUGUCGACUGUACUGGAGGUCACUGACAGAAACCUCAUAGUGAUUUCUACUCAAAUAUUCACAUGGGGUUCAACACAUGAUGGUGUAACAGACAUACAGUGUUACGAUACUGAUCAGAUGAUACAUAUCCCAGCUAUGUACAAAGGAUUUUACACUGGAGUUGUUUUUACCUAAGCUGUACCAUGCACAGCCACUGUAUUGAUCAGUACAUGAUGAGUUCUAUUCCAAAAUAAUACACUACACAGUAAACUUUGUUUUAGUUUUUUUUUCCAGAUUGUAGAUUGUGUUGCAAAAGGAACGAGCUACAACUUGUACUGUAACUCUGCAACUCACUAAUGCUCAUAUUAUGACUGACAAUGUCUUACAAUUUGCUACUAUUUGGAGCUGAAAGUAAUUUGGAAAUAUUCAGAUCCAGUUUCCAGCCUCAUUUUGGAAUUUAACUCAUCUGUACCGAGAGCUCGAUAUGAAGAGGUGUUUAUGUUUUUUCUGUGACGUAAGAUGUAUACUUUUCAUUAAAAUGAUGUGUGUAUAGUGGGAAGCGCCAUUGAAAUUGCAAUCAAAAUUGUUAGAUAUGAAACAUGUCUUAAAUUUUUUAGAAAAAAUAAAACCCAAAUAGAUGAAAAUG